AUACGAUACGCAAAGGCCGAGUGUGCCUCAGGCUCUCAGCAGCUUCAUGUUGCUCGGCACUGACGGCUGACGCCGUGUAUACAUCGCGCGAGAGAUGUAUCUGUAGCAGACGAUACGAUUAAUCGUGACAAAGAAAGGGAUAUUAUGGCACGCGGAAUAAUGUCGAGGAUCGUCGAGCGAGUUUAAGGCCAGAGAGCAUUAUGAAUCCACAUUGCACAAUAGACUGACUGGGCUCCGCUUCUGUGUUACUGUACUCCUCGUUCUGCGCACAAAUGUCAGAAUGUUAGACAGCACUUCUAACAUGGAACUGAAUAAUGUGGGAAGCAACAAGAGCUCUGUAUACCUCGUGCUGUCCUUCAGACGACUAUGCCUAGCGACGGUUGGUUUACCGCUCGUAUCGCUGCUGUUCUGUUUCGUCACAGCUUACAUAUUUCAACAGGAUGAUAUUCACGAAACUCACUGUAGAGUCUACAAUAUCCUUCCAUCGAUCUCAGCCAUCACUGGCGUGUCUCCUCAGAGGUAUCUAUGGCGUGUCAGCAUAGCUUUACAUAUUGGACCUAGGCUGGUGAUCGCCAGUGUUUAUCACUCGUAUUAUUACAAAAUACUUAAGAGCAUUGAAGACGUGCCUCAAAAAAUCACAGGGAGCAGGCUCCUGAACUUGUGCUACUGGCUCAACAUCGCCGAGGUAGCGGCUCUGAGUGGCGUAACGUACAUUUCUAACAGGGAAAAUUACUCGGUGCACGAGAAGAUUUUCAUAGUGUUUAUGAUUAGUUCGCUCACGUACAUGCUGACCGCCGUAAGAUUGGGUCGCCUAAUAACUCCAAAUGCACAAAGUCUUCAGUUCAAACAGGUGCUGUUCAUGAUGAGUCUUGUCAGUACGAUCGGUCUUAUCAUUUUUUUCUUGAAGCAUCGACUGCUGUGUCACGAUAUGGCAUUUAGUUGGUUCUCGCUGUGUGAGUAUGUGAUAGCUUUUGCGAACAUGGGCUUUCACAUCACCGUCGUUUUGGAUUUUCCCAAGGAGCAACUGGUCGUAGGUCACGGUUUACCUGCCGAAAAGAUAGAUUAACCUUUUAGGAUAAUUUAUCAUUCUUGUCGACAUAUUAAAGUGCCUAUUGCCUCUGCAUGGAAGUGCUAUGGAUCCUGAUUUUCGAGAGGUGAAAUUUCGACACAACGUCUCAGCUUCACGAUCCUCCCGAUUUUGUGAUAUUCACAAAAUUACGUUGCGUUUCGUAUGGGAAAUCGAUAUCGUUUGCUUCUUCAUGUGCGAUUUUUAAAACGCUUCGUCUACUUUUUUAUCCUUUUACUUUUACAUCUUUUAUGAUAUCGAUGAAUCACGAUAAAUCAGUACUCUUAGAUGACUAGUAGAAAUUAUUCGGAAAAACAAAUCUAGCGCUUCCAAAGUGCGGCACUGGUUACUUUGCGAGCGAUGAAAUAUGUAACGGCCUUUUAAUAUCGAUUAGUAAUACAGUAUCGACACACAUUAUAGGGAAUGAUAGUUAAAAAGCAAGUAUCCUACAUACAAACAGCAUUUAACGUUAUCGUAAACUGAAAAUAUUAUUACCGCGUCGUAUAAGAUUACUUGUAAAGACUUUUGGGUCUUCUUUUAUAGAGACUUUUGCAAGGUGAGAAUUCUAGUCAAACGCGAAUUAAGUCUAGUCGCGAUAUCUUUUAUCCGCUUUACCGUACUCUUACUUUACAUUGUAAGUUGAGAUUAGAUUAUAGAAGAUGCAUUUACGUUAAAUGGUCUUUGAGAUAUUAUAAUCGUGCGUUCAUCAAAUGAACGUGUACAACUUUGGAUUUUUGCAAAACAAUUGUACAGUUGUGUCUUGUUGGCAAAAAAUCUUACGAUAGAAUCUCGUACGCGUAUAAGUUACUCGUUCACCUUGUAAGAAAGUUAAUUCAUCCUGUAUAGAUUUUCAGAUAAUAAAAUCAGCUAAUGUUCAGCGAGACGCGCUGUUCGGCAUUGCUGUACACUUGCAAACGUAGGGUAAUCGCUCCUAUGUUUGUAUGUAGCAUACGAUAGUUCAAUAAUACGUAGCAAUUAUCGAAACACUGGAGAUUAAAGCAGUCACAUUAUGUAGGGAUAAUGUAAAUGAGGAUUGCAUUCGGACCAGUGCGUUCAGAGCAAGAGAUUAUAAUAUCGAGAAAUAUUUCAUUCAUGAAAAAAAGAAAUUUGUAAGACAAAUAUUAGGAAAGGGAGUUUCUAUCAGAUUUUAUGACUGAAACUCCCGUACAUCUCUCGUUCGAAGCUGUUGAUGAUUCGUACGUACAGAAUGGUAUAUUCUUAACGAAAAAUGUCGGCUAUUUUAAUUUACUGAAAAUUAGUAAGUUUGCUAAUUUACUGAAACUAAAUAUAUUUGAUUAUUUCUAUAUAAGUUUUUACUCAAAAGAUUUCAUUAAAAAUUACACAAACAAUGUAAUUACAGCACAAUUACAGAAAUAAUCCGCAAUUAAAUUUUUAUAAAGUAGACAUUAUCAGUGUGCAUGUCGAACGAGGAUGUGUCUUUUUGGUGAGAAAGAAAGAAAGCGUGACAAAAACUUCACUUAUACGGUUUGCACUUGUUCAGGGACUUUGCACGCAAAUAUCCCUCGAUACAGUACCAAUAAGCGCAAAACAUUGUUUAUUACCCUUGCAUUUGUAAUAAGUAAAUGAUGGUUGACGUUUAUCGCGACGUCUCUUAGGAUUUCAUUGUUAAUGCCGAUAGUCUCAGUGUGAUUCUAGAUAGCACUCGCAGUUCAACGAUAUCAGUUUUGCACAUUUUUACAUCUAUAUACAUAUACAUACGUACAUAUAUGUACACACACACACACACACACACACACACACACACACAAAAGAACGUUAUAACUGUGUAGCGUAUUUUGAUAUGACAAACUUUUUUCGUUAACAUUUCUCUCAAUAUCAUUAUUGAAAAGAAGAAACAAGAGGAAGAAACCGUCGACAUAUUUAUCGCUAAUUUCUGACUACUAACUAAAUGCGUUCGUCGUCCUCAAUCAAUCAUUGCGGAAAUUGCAGCUUUCAAGUAUCUUUACGAUUGAUUGUAGAAAAGUAACGCUUGUAUCUACCCGGACAUGAUUUGUUUGAUAGCGUAAUAUUUCGACGGUUCCUACAAUGCUUGGAGUCACUCUUGUACAUUACCAUGAAACGUAAAAGUGUGUGCACUCAGCAGUGCACUCGCAUUUGAUUUACCGAUGUCGUUAUCGGACUUUAGUUAAUGGAUCUCGAAUGCCCAAGUCAUGUCAUUAGUUAUACACUGUAUAUAUUAUAACAUGUGAAAGAGUUUGUUUUUGGGAACUGAGCGUAAACUAAAUCAGAGAUGAAUUCUGAGAAUAUUACGAGACGGAUAAUCUUGGUAACGGAUAAAUGUUGUGUUUCGUUUGAGAAAAGGGCUUAGAAGUUACACGUUAGGAAAUAUGAGGGAAAGAUACGAUCCCAUCGAUGUUUAUUUUGCAAGCGUUACUAUUGCAAAAUGAUGCUUCCAAAGAAAGUUGUGCUAAAUAAUUGUUCAUUUAGUAACAAUUUUUUUAUGAUUAGAUCAUCUAGUGUGAUUUAUUAUUACUCAUGAUUUUAUUGUUAAGUAAGCGUUAGCGUAUUCUUCGAAUGAUCUGGCAAAACUCAGCGAGAAAGCUAACGCGAGAUUAAACGCUGAAGUUAGCUUUUAGUGCUAAAGAGAGAUUAUACUCUACGUUAUUUAUUCUGAAAAUAUUUUUUUAAUAUCGUAAAAUAAGUACACAAUUGUGACAGAAACUCUUAAGGGUAAAAAUUCUGAGAAAGCGUAUUCAAAAAUUUCGUCAUGGGAAUUUUGCAUUGUGACAAUGACUAAACAUAUCUUGUCAAGAAUUUUUAUCAUACUCUCGAAACUCUUUCUCCUUUCGCUGUAAAUAAUGCUGACAUGAUAUGAUCAUCUUGUACAAAUGACAGAGUUGGAUAUCGACGAUGCAUAUUAAGCAUACCGUGUGACAAUUUUCCCUUUGUCAAUAUACAGCAAUUUAAAUGUAAGUUUCAAAUUGAAUCUCUUUACACGAAUGCUCACUGUCGCAGCUAUUUUUCUGCGGCUCGUAUUUUUUGAAAUAAUUUUGCUACCGACAUAUUUGUUUCUAAUUUACGACGUAUAUCGAAAUUAUGAAUAAAGCGAUCUCAUGACGAGUCUCGUUUCUGACGAAUAUAAAUCAUUUGUGCAAUUAACAAUUCUGUGGUAAUUAAUAUAAAUGGCUUUAUUCGUAUACCAUUUUAUAAAUUAUAUAUUAUGAUUUUACAAAAGAUUUUUCUCAGGCAUUAUCGUUCGUAUUUUAUCUAAGCUUAUUCUAUAUAAUAAAAUUCUUUAUAACUGUACAAUAUUUUACUCAUAUCUGUGUUCUACAAAACAUUUUAUCGCAUAUUAAGAUACAGAGAAAAUUUAUUUUCUAAAGUGUCUGUUCUCGCUUUCUUGUAUUUAAUGACAAAUGCAAUAAUAUAAAUUGUACACUUGCAACUCAUGAAGAAAUAGAGAACUGCGUUGCAUCUGUCUAAUUAGUAAUACAAUGUAUUCUUGAUUCAAUAUAAUUUCGCUUGAAACUAUCGAAAAUGAUAUUAUCGAGCAAUUCGCACCGCACGCUGCAUUAAUUAAUUCCUUCGCACGCACACGUUAUACCAUGUAAACAUUUUUGAGUCCAAACUGAAGAAAAGAAAGCAAAACGAAACACUUUGACACAAAGAUUGAGAGACAAACUUGCGUCUGACGUCUCUCUUUUAUCACUACCACGGUCUCACGGUGACAUAAUAUAAAACAUAGUGAGAGCAAUCGAGCCUCAAAUCCAAGUCAAAAUUUCGACGUUGCCGAAGGAGGUAAUUGAACCCGGUUGACCUUAAUAUAAGGUAAUAAACGAGCGUGAAUUAAACGGCUGUCGUGUGACACGAAGGAAAAUCUUAUCAUCCUCUUGCGGAGUACCCGAAUUUAAUAAAUCGCUUCCUCUUUCGGCCGUGUUCGAGAUUGGACGGAGGCUCGAGCGUAUUCUGUGCGUACACGUAAGGUCAUCAUCAACUUUUACAUCGUCGGCUACGCAAGAAUCUAUAGCCGUAUUUUCCUACACGAUCGUUCGAUCGAGAGCCAUCAUCUUCAUCUGACAUGUAAUACUCACUCCGAUAUUCCCGAGAAACACGAGCGUAUGUAAUAUAGUGUAUAUUCCUCGAGAAUUUUGGUCUAGGGCGGGUGAAGCUACCCUAAACUGUGAUUAAAAUGUUUCUGUAUGUACGUGAUGACUUGUAACUGGUUACAACGCUGGUCCUGCUGACCGGGAUCAAGAAUGAUUUCUACUUGUAUCGCAUAACGAACGAUUGUCGAAUAAAAACUGACAUACA
Molecule: messenger RNA, 5338 nt
Organism: Ooceraea biroi (clonal raider ant)
Lineage: Eukaryota; Metazoa; Arthropoda; Insecta; Hymenoptera; Formicidae
Product: post-GPI attachment to proteins factor 2-like
Biological process (GO): GPI anchor biosynthetic process
Cellular component (GO): endoplasmic reticulum membrane; Golgi membrane
Source: RefSeq, a predicted model, not a curated record